CCCUUUCGGUCCCUCUCCAUUUGUUUUUGGUUUUUUUUUUAGAACUUCAUCACACGCCAAGCUUUAGCAGACGCAAGAAUGAAAUAAAGCGCGAGAGGUAGAGAGUGACCGUUGAGUGGAUACAUCGUUUCCCAUCUCUCUAUUUGUUUCUCUCCACUCUUUUUCCCUAUCUUCUUUUUGGUUUCUUUGAGAAGCUUCUCUCUUCCUCUUCUUCUCCCUUCUUGAUCCCUCGCUGCCGAAGUUUGGGGACGAGAAGAAAGAAAUGAGGAGCUCCCUGGAAGCCUCGGACGUCUCCGGAUUGGCGCUUGGAGCGUUUUCCGAUUGGUGGACGGAGAUCAAUGAGUCGCCGCAGUGGCAGAACGGGGUGUUCUACUUCCUCUGCGCUGCCUAUGCCCUCGUCUCCGCCGUCGCUCUGAUCCAACUUAUCCGGAUACAACUGCGAGUGCCUGAUUUUGUUUGGACAACUCAGAAGGUUUUCCAUCUUAUGAAUGUCAUUGUAAAUGGAGUACGUGCGGUUGUCUUUGGAUUUCACUCACAAGUUUUUCUUUUCAAACCUAAAGUAUUCACUUUAGCACUAUUAGACCUUCCUGGGUUAUUAUUUUUCUCUACAUACACGCUGCUUGUUCUAUUCUGGGCAGAGAUAUAUCACCAGGCCAGGAGUCUUCCGACGGACAAGCUAAGGACUGUUUACAUCUCUAUCAAUAGUGUGAUUUAUAUUAUUCAGGUUGGUAUAUGGACAUACCUCUGGAUAAAUGACAAUAGUGUUGUGGAGUUAAUUGGAAAGAUCUUCAUAGUAGUGGUAUCAUUCUUAGCUGCACUUGGAUUCUUGGUAUAUGGAGGAAGGCUAUUUUUCAUGCUGAGGCGUUUCCCCAUUGAAUCAAAAGGGAGAAGAAAGAAGCUUCAUGAGGUCGGAUCUGUUACAGCAAUAUGCUUCACCUGCUUCCUCAUAAGAUGCUUUGUGGUUGGGUUAUCCGCGUUUGAUCCUGAUGCAUCUCUUGAGGUUUUGGAUCACCCAAUUUUGGACCUCAUCUAUUACACGCUGGCUGAGAUCCUUCCUUCAGCACUUGUUCUAUACAUCCUCCGCAAACUUCCUCGUAAACGAGUGUCAGCACAAUACCACCCUAUCCAGUAAUGUCAUUGAACAUCUGCAGCAAGGAUGUUAGAUCUAUCGAACUGUUCGUGGCAUGGUUGGAACUUGUGGGAGCUUAGAUGAAAGACUAGAUUUGGUGUUAAGGCUUUCUGCCAUGACUUUCUUUUGUGACUUCCAAUGUGUUGUUUUAUGGUGUAGGUACUAACAAGCCCUCAUAGUAACAUUAGUUAGGAAAUGUGGUGUUGGAAAUAGCAAACCAUUUUAGAAUAGAAUGGUUUGAUUUGUUUUAAUAGAUGACAUAUAUCCAAUCAUGGAGUAGUACUUGUCAGGAAGUAUAGUGCUGAAAAUGAUUGUUCAAUUUUAGUUUAGUUAGUUCCAGUGAUACGAGUAAUUUUAUGUGCUA
Molecule: messenger RNA, 1493 nt
Organism: Phoenix dactylifera (date palm)
Lineage: Eukaryota; Viridiplantae; Streptophyta; Magnoliopsida; Arecales; Arecaceae
Product: tobamovirus multiplication protein 1-like
Cellular component (GO): plant-type vacuole membrane
Source: RefSeq, a predicted model, not a curated record